ACAGGAGCGAGAGAAGCAGAGCAGAGCAGAGGACCAUCCGCCUACAACAUUACACCUCUGCGGACAUCCGAGGCUUAGUAAAGUCCAGAAGAGCUCUGCAUUUUCCAGCUAUAACACUGACCUGUGAGAAGAGCUUUUGGUGGAUGUAAGAGCGCUCAGAGGCAGAAGAAAUGAGCAGAGGAACAGUGAAAGAGCCGCACGGAUGCCAGCGCAACUUCACCCUGAUCAUCGUCAUGCUCGUAGUCAACUGCGGGGCAGAGAUUCCUUCAGACCCAAACGUGGUGGCCGCCUCCAGUUGGAACAUGUCCAGCGGAGCUGAAAGAGAUCACUUUCUAAGGCUGGAUGCUCCAAUGAAUAACAUCACUACCUCCCUCGGACAGACAGCUGAGUUACAUUGCCACGUUUCAGGGAAUCCACCACCCACAGUCCGCUGGCUUAAAAACGAUGCCCCUGUGGUCCAGGAACCGCGGCGUGUCUCUUACCGGCCCACUCCGUACGGCUCCCGACUGAGAAUCCGAAACCUGGACACCACGGACACCGGCUACUUUCAGUGUGUGGCUACCAACACCUAUGGCACAGUAUCUACCACAGGGAUCCUGUUUGUCAAGUUUGAUCCGGCUCCCACCCCUCUGCCUGGAAAGCCUUCACCAGAUGAUUUUGAUGAGGAAGGUUUCUGCCAGCCAUACAGAGGGAUCGCAUGUGCUCGCUUUAUAGGAAACAGGAGUAUCUUCGUGGACUCGCUGCAGAUGCAAGGCGAGAUUGAGACCCAAAUCACAGCGGCGUUCACCAUGAUUGGCACCUCCAAUCACCUGUCAGAUCGCUGCUCCCAGUUUGCUAUCCCGUCCCUGUGCCAUUUUGCCUUCCCGACAUGUGACCGCAGCUCUGGCAUGGACAAACCGCGGGACUUGUGCAAGGACGAGUGUGAGAUUCUGGAGAACGACCUGUGUAAGACAGAGUACAUCAUCGCUCGCUCCAACCCCCUCAUCCUCAAGCGCCUCAAACUGCCCAACUGUGAAGACCUGGCCGCUUCAGACAGUCCCGAGGCUGCCAACUGUAUGAGAAUAGGCAUCCCAAUAGCUGAGACCAUAAAUAAAAGCCACAAAUGUUAUAACAACAGCGGUUCGGAUUUUCGCGGGACAGUCAGCGUGACUAAAUCUGGUCGUCAGUGUCAGCCGUGGAACUCGCAGUAUCCCCACAGCCACACCUUCCUGGCCAUGCGUUACCCAGAGCUCAACGGGGGACAUUCCUACUGUCGCAACCCCGGCAACAAGCACGAAGCUCCCUGGUGCUUCACCCUAGAUGAGCGUGUGCGCAUGGAGCUCUGCGACAUUCCUCCAUGUGAUUUGCCCAAGCAUGGCAGCAGCAGUAUGGGGAUCCUGUACAUCCUGGUACCAAGCGUUGCUAUACCGCUGGCCAUUGCCCUGCUGUUCUUCUUCAUCUGUGUGUGCCGAAACAACCAGAAAGCCUCACGUCCACCAGCCCCACGUCAGCCCAAACCAGUACGCGGCCAGAACGUGGAGAUGUCCAUGCUCACGGCAUACAAACCAAAGAGCAAAGCCAAAGAACUUCCUCUGUCUGCAGUGCGCUUCAUGGAGGAGUUGGGCGAUAGCAACUUUGGUAAGAUCUACAAAGGCCACCUGUACCUGCCAGGCAUGGAGCAAGCUCAGCUAGUUGCCAUAAAAACACUGAAGGACAUCUCAAGUGCACAACAUUGGGGCGAUUUCCAGCAGGAAGCAUCUGUCCUGGCAGAACUUCAUCAUCCCAAUGUGGUUUGUCUCCUGGGUGUCGUGACCCAAGAGCAGCCCGUCUGCAUGCUCUUCGAGUUCCUAGCCCAAGGAGACCUCCACGAGUUCCUCAUCAUGCACUCUCCCCACUCAGAUGUGGGCUGCAGUAGCGACGAAGAUGGUACCGUCAAGUCCAGCCUCGAUCAUGGAGACUUCCUUCACCUGGCCAUUCAAGUCGCAGCUGGGAUGGAGUACCUCGCAAGCCACUUUUACGUCCACAAAGACCUUGCGGCAAGAAACAUCCUGGUUGGUGAGCAACUUCACAUCAAGAUCUCUGAUCUUGGCUUUUCAAGAGAAAUCUACGCUUCAGAUUAUUACCGAGUCCAACCCAAAACGCUCGUUCCUAUUCGCUGGAUGCCACCAGAAGCCAUCAUUUACGGGAAGUACACAACAGACUCUGACAUUUGGGCGUUUGGUGUGGUUCUGUGGGAGAUCUUCAGCUUUGGCCUGCAGCCCUAUUACGGUUUCAGCAACCAGGAAGUGAUGGAGAUGGUGCGGAAGAGGCAGCUGCUGCCCUGCCCAGAGGAUUGCCCUCCUCGCGUGUACGCGCUGAUGACCGAGUGCUGGCAGGAGGGACCCGCUCGACGGCCGAGAUUCAAAGACAUCCAUGCCCGACUACGUGCUUGGGAGGGUCUGUCCUCUCACGCCAGCUCCAGCACACCAUCCGGAGGCAACGCCACCACCCAGACUACCUCUCUGAGCGCCAGCCCCGUCAGCAACCUCAGCAGCCCGCGCUACGCCGGAUACAUCUACGGAGCUCCACAGAGCCUCCCACCGGGACAAAUCGCAGGCUUCAUGGCAGCACCGAUGCCUCAAAACCAGCGUUUUAUACCUGUAAACGGAUACCCUAUCCCAACAGGCUAUGCUGCCUUCCCUGCUGCCCAUUUCGCUGCAACUCAGGGCCCUCCACAGGUGGUGCAGCACUGCCCUCCUCCGAAGAGCCGGUCGCCCAGCAGCGCCAGCGGCUCAACAAGCACGGGUCACGUGACCAGCGUCCCCUCCACAGGCUCCAAUCAUGACGCCAAUACGCCUUUGCUUUCUCAUUGUGUCACUCUGACGCCCAUUACAGCAUUGCCAGGCGGCACAAUGCCAGUGUUUGGACAUAUGGCACAGAAGGUCAUGCAAAUAGACCCGAGUCAGGCGGCGCUGCUGGCUGACACUAACAGACUGAUAUACAGUGAAUCCAUCAUUACUGCCCAUUUGUGAAUACAUGUUUUGUCCUGUAUAUUGAUCUAUUGAAUUAUUGAUAUUUUAAUGUUUUUUCCUUCCUUGUAAAUAUGUAAUAGCCUGAAAAAAAUGCGAAAGUUUAUAUU
This is a messenger RNA of Sinocyclocheilus rhinocerous, 3097 nucleotides long. Its product is annotated as inactive tyrosine-protein kinase transmembrane receptor ROR1-like. Gene Ontology annotation, cellular component: plasma membrane; signaling receptor complex. Gene Ontology annotation, biological process: positive regulation of kinase activity; positive regulation of canonical NF-kappaB signal transduction; cell surface receptor protein tyrosine kinase signaling pathway. Bases 171 to 2990 code for a protein of 939 amino acids. The record is from RefSeq and is a predicted model, not a curated record. The transcript is spliced from 9 exons. NCBI's taxonomy places the organism in Eukaryota, Metazoa, Chordata, Actinopteri, Cypriniformes, Cyprinidae. Gene Ontology annotation, molecular function: protein kinase activity; Wnt-protein binding; ATP binding.